Malassezia pachydermatis is the source of this 1470-nucleotide messenger RNA. RefSeq names its product rrna pseudouridine synthase. Gene Ontology annotation, cellular component: box H/ACA snoRNP complex. Gene Ontology annotation, molecular function: pseudouridine synthase activity; RNA binding. The coding region runs from base 1 to 1470 and encodes 489 amino acids. Gene Ontology annotation, biological process: mRNA pseudouridine synthesis; rRNA pseudouridine synthesis; snRNA pseudouridine synthesis. The transcript is spliced from 2 exons. The record is from RefSeq and is a predicted model, not a curated record. Lineage: Eukaryota; Fungi; Basidiomycota; Malasseziomycetes; Malasseziales; Malasseziaceae.
AUGGCGGACACUGCGGAUUUCACGAUCAAGCCUGACAACUCUGGCCAGAGCCUUCACUAUUCGGAUUGGCCGCUUCUUCUGAAGGACUAUGACAAGCUUCUUGUACGCAGCAGCCACUUUACCCCCAUUCCUCACGGCUGCUCGCCUCUGAAGCGUGAUAUCGCCUCGUAUGUGAGCAGCGGUGUCAUCAACCUCGACAAGCCAUCGAACCCGUCGUCGCACGAGGUCGUGGCAUGGCUGCGCCGCAUUCUUCGUGUGGAAAAAACCGGUCAUUCGGGUACACUUGACCCGAAAGUCACUGGCUGUCUUAUUGUGUGUAUCGACCGUGCUACUCGUCUUGUCAAGUCUCAGCAGGGUGCGGGUAAGGAGUAUGUUGCUGUUCUUCGCCUCCAUGAAAAGCUGGAUGACCCCAGCAAACUUCCCCGUGUGCUUGAGACACUUACCGGUGCGCUUUUCCAGCGUCCUCCCUUGAUCUCGGCGGUCAAGCGUCAGCUUCGUAUCCGUACGAUCUACGAGUCGAAGCUCAUUGAGUUCGACAAUGAUCGUCACCUGGCAGUGUUCUGGGUGAGCUGUGAGGCUGGAACGUACAUCCGUACGCUCUGUGUACACCUUGGUCUCCUUCUUGGUGUCGGUGGCCACAUGCAGGAGCUCCGCCGUGUGCGCAGUGGUGCGCUGAGCGAGAACGACGAUAUUGUGACGAUGCACGACGUGUUGGAUGCCCAAUGGCUAUACGACAACCAGCGUGAUGAGUCGUACCUACGCAAGGUGAUCCGUCCGCUAGAGUGCCUGUUGGUUGGCUAUAAGCGUAUCGUUGUGAAAGACAGCGCCGUGAACGCUGUGUGCUAUGGUGCGAAGUUAAUGAUUCCUGGUUUGCUUCGCUUCGAGGCCAAUAUUGGGCUCAACGAUGAAGUUGUGCUUAUCACCACCAAGGGCGAGGCCAUUGCUAUCGGUAUCGCCCAGAUGACCACGGUGGAUCUUUCUACGUGUGACCACGGUAUCGUCGCCAAGGUGAAGCGCUGCAUUAUGGAGCGAGACACAUACCCACGCCGCUGGGGUCUGGGCCCCAAGGCCCUGGAAAAGAAGAAGCUUGUUAAGGAGGGUAAGCUUGACAAGCACGGCCACGAGAUUGAGGGCGUAACUCCUGAGAAGUGGUCGAAGGAAUAUGUCGACUACUCCAAGCCGGAGGCUGACGAUGCUUCGGGUGACGUCUCGAUGUCGCAGCCUAAGGCUGAUGAGGACGAGGACGAGGACGAGGAAGAUGCUGUAGUGGAAGUCUCGACCGAGUCCAAGAAGAAGCGCAAGGCUGAGGACGCCGAGGCCGACUCGGACGACGAGGAGACAGAGGAAGAGCGCAAGCGUCGCAAGAAGGAAAAGAAGGAGGCCAAGAAGGCCAAGGAGGCUGCGGGCGAGUCGACGGAGAAGAAGAAGGAGAAGAAGGACAAGAAGGAGAAGAAGAAGAAGAGCGAGUAA